CCGUCGCCAAAACCCCCUUCUCUGUCGAAUCCCCGAGCUAUUAAACCCCUCGCGCCUCGGCGGAGGGCGGAGGGCGGAGGGGCACCAACAAAUUCCAAAAUGACGGACGCGUCCCUCUCCUCUCUCCCUCCCCGCCUCGCCUCCGCCUUCUUCCUCUUCAAAUCCCUCCGCCUCCGCCGCCUCCGCAUCUCCGCCCCCUCCCCCGCAAACCCUAACCCUAAGAUCUUCUUCGCCUCCCACACCGGCACCUCCGAAACCCUGGCACGCCGCCUCUCCCACCGCCUCCGCUCCCUCGGCCUCCCCUUCGACCUCGUCGACCCUAAGCACUACGAGCCCGAGGACCUCCCCAAGGAAACCCUAGUUCUCAUCGUGGCCUCGACGUGGGAGGAGGGGAGGCCGCCUCCCAACGCCGAGUUCCUCGCCCGGUGGCUCGCCGAGAGCGCCGAGGACUUCCGGGUGGGCUCGCUGCUCCUCUCCCGAUGCCGCUUCGCGGUGUUUGGCGUCGGAUCCGGAGCGUAUGGCGAGGCCUUCAAUGCGGCCGCGAGGGACUUCUCGCAGUGGAUGAGGUCCCUCGGCGCCACUGAGAUGCUUCCUGUUAGCGAAGGGGAUGUGGACGGGGGAGAUGUCGACGAGGUGUUCGAUGCGUGGAGCGAGAAGGUUAUUGGGUUACUGAAGGAGAAAGAGGAGGAGGGAAACGGCAAAGUUAUUGGGUUACUGAAGGAGAAAGAGGAGGAGGGAAACGGCGAGCUUUUGGGAUCGGGGGUGGAAAGUGACGCGUCUGAUGGGAUGGAGGAAGAGUCAGAGGAGGAAGCAGAUGUCGAGGAUUCGAAUGAGGUUGAUAUGGAGGACAUCGCUGGGAAAGCUCCUUCAAGGAAAUCCUCGGUGACUUUGGUGAAUGGGAAGUCCUCGGGGACAUUGGUGAAUGGAAAAGGUGAUGGUUUGAGAGAAAUGGUGACACCGAUCAUUAGGACGAGCUUAGAAAAGCAGGGUUAUAAAAUAAUAGGUUCACAUAGUGGAGUUAAGCUUUGCAGAUGGACCAAAUCACAGCUCCGAGGACGUGGGGGCUGUUACAAGCACGCUUUUUAUGGCAUAGAAAGUCACAGGUGCAUGGAAGCAACUCCAAGUUUGGCCUGUGCAAAUAAAUGUGUUUUUUGUUGGCGUCAUCAUGCAAAUCCAGUUGGAAAGAGCUGGCGAUGGAAGAUGGAUGAUCCCCUUGAGAUCGUAGAUGCUGCAAUUGACCAGCAUACAAAAAUGAUUAAGCAGAUGAAAGGAGUGCCAGGCGUAAAGCAAGAGCGGCUAGAUGAAGGUCUUUCUCCUAGACAUUGUGCCUUGUCCCUUGUCGGUGAACCAAUCAUGUAUCCUGAGAUAAAUACCCUAAUUGAUGAGCUGCAUCAGAGACGUAUAUCAACAUUUCUUGUUACCAAUGCUCAAUUUCCUGAUAGGAUAAAAAUGUUGAAACCCAUUACCCAGCUAUAUGUCAGUGUAGAUGCUUCCACAAAAGAGAGCCUGAAGGCAAUUGAUAGACCAUUGUUUGGCGACUUCUGGGAGCGUUUUCUUGAUUCUCUAAAGGCAUUGCAUGACAAAGAACAGCGAACUGUUUAUCGUUUGACUUUGGUUAAAGGGUGGAAUGCAGAGGAGAUUGAUGCAUAUGCAAACUUGUUGACCAUGGGAAAACCUGAUCUAGUUGAAAUCAAGGGUGUGACAUACUGUGGCUCGUCUGCCACAUCAAAAUUGACAAUGGAAAAUGUCCCUUGGCAUUCUGAUGUUAAAGCUUUCUCAGAGGCUUUGGCAGUAAAAAGCAACGGCAUAUAUGAAGUUGCUUGUGAGCACGUCCACUCUUGCUGUGUCCUUUUAGCAAAGGUCGACAAGUUCAAAGUCGACGGUAAAUGGUAUACAUGGAUAGACUACGAGCGGUUCCAGGAGCUGGUGGCUUCAGGAACGCCUUUUAGAACUGAAGACUAUACGGCCCUUACACCUUCUUGGGCUGUUUAUGGUGCCGAGGAAGGUGGUUUUGAUCCAGGACAAUCUCGUUACAAGAAGGAGAGACGCCAUGGAGCUCGGAGCUAGUCUCUUUUAAACGGCCCUAGUUUGGAGUAGCGAGCAGCCAAACUAUUCAUGAGAAGAUUUCUUAAACAAACAUGAAUAUGCCAGUUCUGCCGUACGGUAUGCCUAACCUACGUAAAAUGAAUUAUUUUGUAGAAUAGUUUUGUAUUGCAUAAUUCUUAAAGAUGCCGAUUUAUAGAUAUUUCGCAAUCUGUCCUUUUCUGUAUGAAUUAAUUCAUCAGGAUGGUUUGGCAAAAAUAUAGAUUAUCUCAAUUAAAUGAGAGAACGGGUCGAAGCAAAAGCUCCAACGUGAGUCUGGCUUAUUCUUCUUUAUUAUUGUGAGGCUUUUUGGAUUUGAUUA
Ananas comosus (pineapple) is the source of this 2404-nucleotide messenger RNA. Its product is annotated as S-adenosyl-L-methionine-dependent tRNA 4-demethylwyosine synthase. Lineage: Eukaryota; Viridiplantae; Streptophyta; Magnoliopsida; Poales; Bromeliaceae. The transcript has 8 exons. Gene Ontology annotation, biological process: wybutosine biosynthetic process. The coding region runs from base 100 to 2067 and encodes 655 amino acids. The record is from RefSeq and is a predicted model, not a curated record. Gene Ontology annotation, molecular function: catalytic activity; 4 iron, 4 sulfur cluster binding; FMN binding.